AAAACCAAGCUGGUUGGAGGUUGAGUUGAGUUGCUGUUUCAUGAGCUUAAAAAACCCCCUCCAAGGUUUUCUAGCUUCGAUGACGGCGGCGAUUCCAUCUCACAUCUCGUCUCAGGCUCUAGUCGUGGCUCAACUCUGCAUCGGAUGAGCCUUAAAACCAUGUUCCGUCACCGACUCACAUCCGUGUCUGAUACUUGCACCGCCUUGCUCCAGUGUAACGAGCAGAACUCUUCUCCCAGCUGAAUUUUAUCUGCCAUCCACAGCAGCCGCCAUUCUGGGUUGUGGUGCCUCACCAUGGACGAUCCAAGCCGUCUCAAGCUACGAUCCGAACCCUACUCGUUCGCCCUCCGCGUUCGGCUGCCUCGCACGGCCAUCCCAGGCGCUGCGCGGCAAGCGGUGCGCGUGCUCUUCUACACGUGGCUCGUCACUGCGAUCGCCCUCGCGCACCUCGGCCACGCCUUCCUGCCGCGCUCCCUGGCCCGCCUCAUCCAGUUCCUCCUCACUCUCGUCACCGCCCCCUCUGCUGCUCUGGCGAUACAGCUUGGCGCCAUUCCCCACGCGUGGGCGCUGCAGCUAGUGGAGGAGCUGGAGGAGCUCUAUGGCACCCUGGGGCCCAUUCACGUGGCAGCAGUUCAGUGGGUGGCGCCGAUGCUACCCACGCCCGUGAUACAGCUGGCAGUGCGGUUCACCGAUUUUCUGGAGGAUGCUGUCUUCCCCCCGGCAUUGGACAAUGACAUCCGAAUGAUGUGAGUGCUGCCUGCAGUGCCUCCCACUACAGCUUUCACUCACAGAUACCACCUCCCCCUGGCGUUCCAGCACCAGCAGCACUUCCAGGGCCCGCUCCAGCUGCCACCUCCCCCUGGUAACAACCGCAAUGUCACCCUCACAGACGUUACUGCCCCUCUGCACUUCAACAAUGCUGGCUAUGCUGGUACUGAUGGCAUUGCUGGCAACGCUGCUGCUCGACAGAGGCAGUCUCCGCUGCUGCUGUUGCCAACCCCACCCCCUACAGAGUUGGCUGCCGGGGGGGUGCAUGGUGA
Molecule: messenger RNA, 1040 nt
Organism: Closterium sp. NIES-67
Lineage: Eukaryota; Viridiplantae; Streptophyta; Zygnematophyceae; Desmidiales; Closteriaceae
Source: the annotation of a GenBank genome assembly